Harpia harpyja (harpy eagle) is the source of this 3065-nucleotide messenger RNA. It is a transcript of the gene ACOD1, whose product is annotated as aconitate decarboxylase 1. Bases 477 to 1916 code for a protein of 479 amino acids. The transcript is spliced from 7 exons. Lineage: Eukaryota; Metazoa; Chordata; Aves; Accipitriformes; Accipitridae. The record is from RefSeq and is a predicted model, not a curated record. Gene Ontology annotation, molecular function: lyase activity.
UUGGUUUAUUUGCUUAUUAUAUUAAAACCAAAGUCAUAGUGCUGGCAUUGUGCCAUGCAGAACAGUUACCCAUGUCAGUAAGAUAAGCUGUGUGAGUUGGUGGUACCACUAACGUAUGUUCUCACUGAAUAUGACCUGAAGUAAUUUUUUAAAUAAAAAACGCCGUGACUCAAACAACAUAUUAUUUUCCUUACAGCUAACUCUAUUGCUCCUGUAGCAUCCAAGGCCACGUGAGGAGGGAUAUCUUCCAGCUACUGCAGGGAACGAAAAAGGGGGUUUAUGUUUGGGAGGGACUAAGCUGAGAGGAGGAGAGUGAGCGUCUGCAGUGAAAGCUGGAGGAACAAUUCUGCCAACUCACACAGCACCUCCCAGUACCUGUCUCAAGUGCUUCUGCAGCUGCUGACAGCCUAAUAGCAUGAACUUCUAUCAACCUUUCUAACCACUGCCAACCUUGUCAACAUGAGCCAUCCCUUUAGAUGGGCUGGAUUUUACCAGCACCAAAGACAAUUACAGGAAAUUUUGCCAAUGUGAUUCAUGGUUUGAAUGCAAACCACUUGACAGACCAAGUCAUUCAGAGAAGCAAGCGAAUGAUUCUGGAUACUCUUGGAGUGGGGCUUCUGGGUACCAGCACCGAGGUCUGCCACAAAGUGACACAGUACAGCAAAAUCUACAGCUCAGAUAUAUCCAGUACCAUCUGGGGCCACUUGGAUUUCCGACUGCCUCCUCUGUAUGCAGCUUUUGUGAAUGGAGUGGCUGUGCACUCAAUGGAUUUUGACGACACAUGGCAUCCAGCCACACACCCAUCCGGGGCUGUGCUCCCCGCCGUGAUUGCACUCUCAGAGGCCUUUCCUCAGAAGAAAAAAAUCUCAGGUCUCGAUCUGCUCUUAGCUUUCAAUGUGGGAAUUGAAGUGCAAGGCAGGCUGCUGCGCUUCUCCAGCGAAGCCAGGAAUAUUCCAAAAAGGUUUCACCCACCGACUGUGGUUGGUACGAUGGGGAGUGCCGCAGCUUGUGCUAAACUGCUAGCUCUUGACCAGCUGAAAUGUAAAAACGCCUUGGCUAUUGCUGCCUCCUAUGCAGGUGCCCCACUGGCUAACGCAGCAACCCAAACGAAGCCCCUCCACGUUGGCAAUGCUGCCAAGCAUGGACUGGAAGCAGCUUGCUUAGCAUCACAGGGCCUUCAAGGAAACAAACAGAUCUUGGACAUGGAGUCAGGGAUAGGUGCCUUUUAUACAGAUUACAACCCACAGGCUCUGCCAACCUUGCAGUCCUAUCCCUGGCUGUUGGACCAACAAGACGUGGCCAUCAAACACUUUCCUGCUCAUCUUGGAACACACUGGGUGGCUGAUGCAGCAUCUUCUGUUAGGAGGAAGCUUGUAGAGAGCAGUGACAACUUUCUCCCCCUUGAUAAAAUUGAGAAAGUCAUUCUCAAAGUCCCAGAAGUCAAAUAUGUGAACAGACCCAGCCCUACCUCAGAGCACGAAGCUCGACACUCCUUCCAGUUUGUCGCAUGCUCUGCUUUGCUGGAUGGCAGCAUGUCGGUCCAGUCCUUCACCAGUGAGAACAUUCACCGGCCAGCCUUGCGGGAGCUCCUCAGCAAAACACAGCUGGAGCACCCUACCGAUAACACACCUAGCUUUGAGAGUCUUUACUGUGAAGUGAGUGUCACACUUCGGGAUGGCAACCCGAUCAGCGACCGCUGCGAUACAUUCUACGGACACUGGAGGAAACCUCUGAAAAAGGAGGACUUGGAGAAAAAGUUUCAGUCCAAUGCCUCCAGCGUCCUGCCUGCAGAAGCCACAGAAGGCAUUCUAGAGACCGUGUACAACCUAGAAAAAGUAGAGGACUGUUCUGUAUUAAGUACAUUUUUAUCAGGACAGUCAGCUAGAGCGCUUUCGGAGAAGCUACGCUUCCUUUGAAUGUUCCAACCAACGGCUAGAUGCUGUUCACAAAGCAAACGCAAAAUUCAGGACAAAUUCUUAUUUAGUGACUCAAGCACUUUUUAAUAGGACUCCUGUAACACAAGAGCCAUGCUCAGUCCAAUAUUGUGGUUUUAGACCAAGUAAAUAAUUUAGCAAUUGUGUGCACAGCUCAAUCAGGCUGAACAGAAGAUCCUCUCCUGGCAGUCAACUUCAAUUAUCUUUAUACCUCUAGAGGCAGAGCACUGCUUGCGCACAACACAAAAAUUUCCCGGAUCUUCUGCCAGAAGUUGGCUGAAUGUUCUGCUUCUGCUAAAUAACUCCAUAAAGGAAAUCCAAAUUCUGGAGGAGUAUGGAAAUGCUGUGCCCAUGAGAAACAUCACUGUGAGAAAGACAGUAAUAAAAACCUUUAUAUAUUUAGUUCUGUAGAUUUAGCUCUAAAGCCUCCUUGAAGAGGCCACGUUACCUCUGAGCUUUGACGUUUGUGCUAAAAUAAACACAGCACAUAUACAGAGUAGUAGCACUUGCUACUCUGCAACGUCAGGCUUUGCUGUAGUGAUUGGUCUGGCAUCGAUGAGGUAAAGGUUAGUGCCCCUCCUGAUCUCACCAGCUGCUGAGCAAGAGGAUCAACUCAACACACCUUCCAUUUUUGGCUGCUCUGUGGUAUAGGUUUGUUCCUGCUGUAUUCCCGCUCCAGUUACAAGGUGCUCACUCAGCAAGACAUGAUUAGCACUAACUAGUGAUGACAGUUUAGAUUACUUCAGGCACUGCAAAGCAUGGGCUACAGUACACUCGUUACGAGUGACAGAGACCUGUGAGCAUCAGAAUGCUUCUUACGCUGAGACAAUUAAGUGUCCCCAGUGACAAUCAACUUUUACCUUGAUAAUGAAUUCUGGGAAUUUUUAGCUCCUGCAGGAGUACAAAGCCUUGCCAGAUUGUGCUUCUAAGGUGGGCUGACGACCUUUGCUCACAUUUGCAAGAUCAAAGCACAUGUUCUAAUAUAUAUAGGAUGUACCUUCCUUAGGGCACUAAACUCUGUAUGCAAAAAAAUCACAAAAUAAAGCUAAUUCAUUUUACUAACUAAACGUCAAAUUAUUUCAUUUAUUAGAGCAAAACUUGUGUGUUUUCCACAUGCAAUGUAUUCAUUUG